This is a messenger RNA of Brassica oleracea var. oleracea, 1530 nucleotides long. RefSeq lists its product as uncharacterized. The coding region runs from base 1 to 1530 and encodes 509 amino acids. The record is from RefSeq and is a predicted model, not a curated record. The transcript has a single exon. NCBI's taxonomy places the organism in Eukaryota, Viridiplantae, Streptophyta, Magnoliopsida, Brassicales, Brassicaceae.
AUGCUAGCGGUUGCGCUCCCCAAGGAGUCCCGAGAAGCUACCAUGUGUAAAGGGUUUGGCUCCACUCUGAUUGGACCCGCCUUGCAAUGGUAUAUCAAACUCCCUACCAGGUCCAUCUCUUCCUUUGCCAGCCUGAGCGACAAGUUCGUAGAAAAAUUCGCGAGUAGCAGGAGCCUGAAGAAGACUUCAGACGGUCUCUACGAGAUCCUCCAGCAUCGAGUAGAACCCCUGCGGGACUACAUAGCCCGUUUCAAUCAAGAGAAGGUAGCGGUCCCUGAAUGCAACAUCCCUACCGCAAUCUCUGCCGUCAAGAGAGGCCUGCUUCCAGACGGAGGGCUCUACAAAGAGCUAACCAUGUACCCUUGCAAAGCCAUGGAGGAUGUGCUAUCCCGAGGGUGGGUACAGGUGAAGUGGGAAGAGGACGUCGCUAGCCGCGCCAAGGCUCAACCUAAACAGGAUCAGAGGUACACCCGAUUGGACUGGGGAGACCGAGAAGAGAGAUCCUCCGAAAAGGGAUCCAAGGACUCCGGAAGCAGGAGCCGGGGCAGGUUCCAAUACCGGCCAUUAGAAAAAGAAGAGGGGAUGUCUGUGUCUACCUGGCCCGAUAUCUCCCAUCUCUCAAUGUCCACACCAGAGCUGUUCAACACGCUGAGGCAGAUGGGCCAACAGGUCAAGUGGCCUCCAAAUAUGAAAGCACCUGACUCAUUCCGGAACCCGGGACUCUGGUGCGACUUCCAUCGCGAUCACGGCCAAAAAACUGAAGACUGCGUCGCCCUGAAGAUUGAGAUCAAUGAACUUCUCCAAAAGGGGCAUCUCCGAGAAUUCCUUUCAGAGAAAGCCAAGGCUCAUCUCAGCAAAGAAGCAUCAGGGAAAUCCAAAGGAGAUGCACCAAUCUCACCACCUCACCAGGAUCGGGUGAUUCAUGUCAUCUCAAGAGGCUAUGAAGUAAGUGGCUUGAGUCAUGCAGCUGCGAAGAAGAGCACCCGUAAUGCUAAACACGGCCUGGAGACUGCUCAACCUAAACGCCUACUUCUAGGUACCGACGAAAUAAGCUUCACAGCCAAGGAGCAAGAGAAGAUAUUAGCUCCUCACCAUGACGCUCUAGUUGUCUCUCUCAACAUAGCAAACUGUUUGGUGAAAAGAAUACUAGUAGACAACGGGUCCUCCAGCAAUAUCAUCUUCCUGACGGCGUACCAAGACCUAGGGUUAGAGUUGAAUACCCUGACGCGCAAAGUAACUCCACUAAUCGGGUUCAGCGUCGAGGGCAAGCAAACCGCUGGGGAGGUUGUUCUACCAGUAUAUGCUGAAGGGAUCAACCUAUCUACCAAAUUCCUGGUCGUGGACUCCGAAUCGGCAUACAACAUGAUCUUAGGACGACCCUGGAUUCACGAUAUGGGAGCAGUCCCCUCAACCCUCCAUCAAAUAGUGAAGUUCCCUACACCCUGGGGCAUCAGAGCAAUCCGAGGAGACCAGGAGAAUUCUAGGUCCUGCUACCAGACCACCUUAAAGGGGAAGACCAAGGUCUUAUAG